ACGUAUUAGCCCCGCCUCUUUCCGGAAGCUGGCUGUCAUGUGACUUGUUUGUUGGCGAUCUGCUGUAAGGAACCGCAUCAUUUCAUUACGACAACAAACAAGCGCUUGUCCCGUGUAAAUCCCCCUUUCCCCCUUCUGUCCUCCUCUCUCCCUUCACCGCCAUGGACGAAACGAGCCCGCUAGUCUCUCCGCUUCGCGAUUCCAACGAUUUCAGCUACGGUCCCGCCGAGCCGACCAGUCCCCGGGGCGGAUUUGGAGGGACGCCGGGCUCCGUGGUGCGUCUGCCGGCUGGGAGUCCCGGACGCAGCCGCGAAAGACAGCCGCUUCUAGACCGAGAUCGAGGCGCGUCUCCCCGGGACCCGCACAGGAACGAGUUCCCGGAGGAUCCGGAGUUCAGAGAGAUUAUCCGGAAGGCAGAGCGGGCCAUCGAGGAUGGCAUCUACCCGGAGCGCAUCUAUCAGGGCUCCAGCGGCAGCUACUUCGUCAAAGAUUCAGGAGGGAAGAUCAUCGGCGUCUUCAAACCAAAGAACGAGGAGCCGUACGGCCAGCUGAACCCCAAAUGGACCAAAUGGUUGCAGAAGCUCUGCUGUCCGUGCUGUUUCGGCCGGGACUGUCUGGUCCUGAACCAGGGCUACUUGUCAGAGGCCGGCGCCAGUUUGGUGGACCAGAAACUAGAGCUCAACAUAGUGCCGCGCACCAAGGUGGUGUAUUUAGCAAGCGAGACGUUUAAUUACAGCGCCAUCGACCGAGUAAAGUCUCGAGGAAAGAGGUUAGCGCUAGAAAAGGUGCCCAAGGUGGGCCAACGUUUUCACCGGAUUGGCCUGCCACCCAAGGUGGGCUCAUUCCAGCUCUUCGUAGAGGGGUAUAAAGAUGCCGAUUUCUGGCUGCGGCGGUUCGAGGCGGAGCCUUUACCAGAAAACACUAAUCGCCAACUUCAGCUACAGUUUGAGAGACUGGUAGUGCUGGAUUACAUCAUCAGAAACACAGAUCGAGGAAACGACAAUUGGCUCAUCAAAUAUGACUGUCCGAUGGAUACAUCAAGCAACAGGGACAGUGAUUGGGUGGUAGUGAAGGAUCCUAUCAUUAAACUAGCAGCCAUUGACAACGGUCUGGCCUUCCCUCUCAAACACCCGGAUUCGUGGAGAGCCUAUCCGUUUUACUGGGCUUGGCUGCCGCAAGCAAAAGUUGCGUUUUCCCAAGAGAUCAAAGAAUCAGUUCUGCCCAAAUUAUCCGACCCGAACUUCAUUAAAGACCUUGAGGAAGAUCUAUAUGAGCUUUUUAAGAAAGACCCGGGUUUCGACAGAGGACAGUUCAAGAAGCAGGUCUCAGUAAUGAGGGGUCAGAUCCUAAACCUGAGUCAGGCGCUGAGGGACGGUAAGACGCCGCUGCAGCUGGUGCAGAUGCCGCCGGUGAUUGUGGAGACUGCGCGAGCGCCGCAGCGAGCCAACAGCGAAUCUUACACGCAGAGCUUCCAGAGCAGAAGACCCUUCUUCACCUGGUGGUGAUGUGGGCUCACAUGCCUGCGUACAGCCUAUUUUAGUUGCGGUUUUGCAUUGGGACUUUGGGAACAAACGAGAGUAACUGAUGACAAACACAUAAUUGUGAAGGAGAGCAUUGCCUUGUUGACUGUUACACUGUAUGAACACUCAAAGCCGCGUUCAGAAUGACCUGCAUGUCAGCAAGAUGACGAAGGAAAAACUUUCUGCUGUAGUUAAACCUCGAUGCUUGACGGCACUGGACCUCGAUGUGCGGCGCGCUGCUCGACUAUAUCAUUCAUAAACGUUUUCUGGUCAGGGUUUUCUUGCCUCGCUUGUUUCGUUCUCAUUGAAAAGUCACACUCUCGCCUGCUUUUUUUUUCAUUAGCAUUAUAUUUUUCUACUUUUUUACGCUCACUGGCGUUCAUAACCUGGAGGCGGAGUCGACUGAGCACGUGCAGAAACACUGGAAUGUUCCAUUCCUGCAGUGACAUCAUUCUUUUCCUUUUUUGUUCGUCGUUUGAUUUCAUUUGAAAAUUUAAGAUAUUGUAAUUUUUUUUUAACAAUGUACACACGUGUCAACAAAACUGACCUUAAAACGUGACAAUGGACUGUAUAUAAUUUGUAUGUACUGUAUUUAAUGAGAGAUGCUAAAACUAUAACCGUGCGAUACUCAAUAAAAGAACAGACCUGA
Labeo rohita (rohu) is the source of this 2169-nucleotide messenger RNA. RefSeq names its product phosphatidylinositol 4-kinase type 2 alpha (gene pi4k2a). The transcript has 9 exons. Lineage: Eukaryota; Metazoa; Chordata; Actinopteri; Cypriniformes; Cyprinidae. The record is from RefSeq and is a predicted model, not a curated record. Bases 162 to 1505 code for a protein of 447 amino acids. Gene Ontology annotation, biological process: endosome organization; Golgi organization; phosphatidylinositol phosphate biosynthetic process. Gene Ontology annotation, cellular component: lysosomal membrane; plasma membrane; trans-Golgi network. Gene Ontology annotation, molecular function: 1-phosphatidylinositol 4-kinase activity.